UAUUUUAUUAUAUUAAAUGUCAGCGACUUCUAAAGCUAGAUUCCAACAAAAUCGCCGUCACAGUUCUUCAACGUCAUCAGCUACGCCACCAUCUGUUCAUAGCCAAUUUGGCUCAAUGUUUCAUUCUUGUCAAGAAUCUGCCUCAUUAUAUAAUGAAUUUGUUCGACGUAAUAUUGACUGUUUUGAGCAAAAGAGACGAGCAGAAUAUGUUCGUUGUCAUCAUAUGGCAGCACAACAGCAUUUGUCGUCACCUCCAAUUGGUAGCCUCCCACGGGUAAAUUUUUUGGCGGUACGACAAUUGCGGAUACGCACGUGCGGAUGCGACGAUUGCGGAUAUAAAAUUUUUAAAAAGUUUAAGAUUUUUUAA
Molecule: messenger RNA, 367 nt
Organism: Meloidogyne enterolobii
Lineage: Eukaryota; Metazoa; Nematoda; Chromadorea; Rhabditida; Meloidogynidae
Source: the annotation of a GenBank genome assembly